CAGUCCCCGUCCCACUGGAUCCAUACAAGUACAUUUUGGACAGAAGGCUCACUUGCUCAUCGUUGUCCUUAGAGAAAGGCUAAACUACGAUUGCUGACAAUAUACGAGUUACUCGGAGUGGUAUACGUGAAUCGGACGAGCCAUCGUUAGCAGGUUGUGCAGUGACAUGGCUCGCCAACUUGGACUAGUCUGCCUCAAUUUCCUGGUGUUCAUUGCCUCUCAAAGUGCUGGUGAAAAUGUAACGUGCAUCAAUAAUAGAUUGCCUGGUGAAUUAGGGACUUGGUUUUUACUGAAAGGCGUUCCAGGUGAUUCGUUUACACCUGCGUCCAGAGAGACCGCUAGUGAAGCUUGCCACGAACGAGGAUUCCAUCUGUGGUCACUACAAGAGAUGCUAGACUUCACCAAAACCUAUUUUGAUUAUGAGACUCUACCACAGGAAGCAGACAAUGAAGACACCUGUAUCUUUGGCCUACUCAAAAAUUUCAGAAUGGCCCAUUCUAACGGAACAGGCAUCUCCUACUGGUUUGGGGACUUUAUAGCCCACAAAUUCGACCUCAAACUUUUGAAAGUGGAAUCCACCAAUCCUGGUGAGAAUAAUAGUGCAAUUUGUAAAGGAUCGUGGAAAGUGAGAACGGGUCAGUUGCCCAGCAAGCUUGGAAACUACUCUCUGGCAGUGCUGACGGAUGAGGAUAUGAAUAGGCACGAAGUCAGAAACACCACCUUCGAGAAUGCUGCUGACGCGUGUUCAUUUUUGGCUCACCGGCUACUGUCUGCGAUAGAUAUAAACAUAGCCUGGGAGAACAAAAACCUCCGUAACGACCUCAAACAUCUCAUGACUCCAAACAGGGAAUACAUCCUGAGGGGAGGAAAUGCGGUCGUAACUUUCCUACCUAAUGAACCGAAUCCCGUGUUCUCGUCAAGCAAAGAAAACGGAAAAUAUUAUGUAUUGUGUGGAAAUACAACCUUGACUGGAUACCGGUACUGUCUUCCGCUUGGUGUAGUUCUGAAAUGGAGUUACGAUUCCGCGAAUUUAAACUUUACAAAUGGCCAUAGUUAUUGCAAGCGAAACAAUGGUACACUACUCAGUGCAGGAGCGUUCACAUCGGGAUGCACAUCGUUCCCGGGUGCACCCCAUCCUGCCUGGAUCGACCAGUUUGAGCACGGGAAAGGAGAUGAGAUUGCAUACGUCACCGGACAAUCAUCCUCUUCCACUCGUUACCUGAACAACUCAAUACACGUCAUUUGUGAAAUACCUGUGAAAUGUGCUGUACCUACAAUUUCCAAUGGGUUUAGUGAUCGGACGGAAAUUCAAUUCCAGGAAACCGUUACCUUUUCAUGCAACAAGACUCUAGUUUUAGUGGGUGAUGCCGUGCAAAUUUGCACGGCUAAUGGAACUCUUUCCUCUGUGCCGCCUCACUGUGCCUAUUCCGCUCUAACCGGACACAGCUACUGUUCUCAGAUUAAUGCAGUUCUGAAGUGGACACCCAGUUCCAAGACUUUCAACUUUACAAGUGGCCGUGUUAUAUGCAAUGCACACAAUGGUACACUAUUGAGUGCAAAGGCGUUCACGAAAGGAUGCACACAGUUCCCUGGUGCCAAACACCCUGCCUGGAUCAACCAGUUUGAGCAAGGAAAAGAAGACAAGGUUGCAUACGUCACCGGACCAUUAAAGUCCUCCGCUGAUCACGUGUACGAAUCAAACCACGUCAUUUGUGAAUUGCCUACACUGACCGGUCACCAAUUCUGCCCUACGACUAAGUCAGUACUCAAACGGACACGCGGCAAGUUCUUCAAUUAUACAACGGCCAAGGCAGUUUGCCACGGUCAGGAGGGCAAACUACUUACUCCAGACACAUACAAUAAAGGCUGUACAUCAGAACUGCUCCAUGCUGGAUAUGGUGAUGGCUAUCCUGUCGCCUGGCUUGACACAGCAUCUCCCGGAAAAUAUGCUUUCCGCACAAGGGCUUCGGAAGCGGGACCCAUGGGCAUGGCAGAGGAGGUGAACGCCCAAUUAUACGUUGUGUGUGAAUUCGCUGUGAAAUGUGUUGUUCCUCCAAUUGACAAUGGUGUUACUGACCAGAGGGUAAUCAAAAUGGAGGAAUCUGUUACCUAUUCCUGCACAAAGAAUCUAGGUUUAGUGGGUAUUGCCGUGCAAACUUGCACUUUUAGUGGAACUGUUAAUGGAACUCUUUCCUCUGUGCCGCCUCACUGUGCAUUUGUGAAAUGUGCCGUACCUCCAAUUGCCAAUGGUGUUACUGACCGGACGGUAAUUGAAAUGGGGGAAUCUGUUACCUAUUCCUGCACAAAGAAUCUAGUUUUAGUGGGUAUUGCCGUGCAAAUUUGCACUGCUAGUGGAGCUGCUAAUGGAACUCUUUCCUCUGUGCCGCCUUACUGUGCAUUCCCAGCAUCUCUGACAUCAGCGGAAUUCAGAUGUCCAUACCAUCCAUCGACAAUCCUGAAGGACUUCCCUCUUCAAAUGUCCUUCGCUGAAGCAACUGAUCAUUGCAAGAAGUUUAAAGCUACAAUACCUACAAAAGUAUCCUGCGUGAAAGAUUUUCUUGCUGCCUCAGCCAGCAAUCAGGUUGUCUGGUUGGCCGAGAAAACCGGGGAACUGCAGCAUGCAAGCGAUGGCAAAACUUAUAAUCUAAGAUCUGACCCAGCGCCCAAGCACAAUGUUGUGUGUGAAACUGCACCAGAGGGCAGUACCACAUGCCAAGCUACUAGAGCUCACAUUGGUUUGUACGCCAACAAAGCUACACUGCUACAGGCUAAGGAGCAAUGCAGACGUCUGGGAGGACGGUUACCCGCUGGUAGUGACGAGGCAGAUUGUCUAAAUCAUGCCAUGCACUUGGCGGGCGAUAGUUCAGUUGCCUACAAAACCAAGCCAUGGAUACUAGACUAUGAUGAAAAGCCACUCCAUCCGAACCCUAAAUACUAUUUCACUCUCUACGAUACCUAUAAACUUGACUUGACACAAUCGUUUGAAUUCCACACUGUGGCCUGUGCAUUCAAUCUGAGGGAAUACUUCUGCAAAUCGUCUAAUGGCAAAACGGGAGUAACAAUGGUUCACUAUCCCGACAGGAUAUCUGAUGCCAAAAGAGAGGAAUUCUGUCUCAAACAAAAUGCUCGGAUGCCAGACAACCACAGUCCCGGUGAAAAUAAAUGUAUUGAGGAGUUUAGAGAUUUGAUUCACACAAAAACGGGUCAUCAGGAAGACACCCUGUGGAAACAGGUGUGCGUUUUCAGUCCUCGACGAACUAUUCAAAAGAUUGAACAAUUGUGCGGACAUUGGAAAGUUCUCGUGCACACCAAGACUUUCGAAAAGCUACUAUACAAUGAAUCCCGGGAUGCGUGUCGCAAGAACAUUGGCUUUUUCCUGCCAAGCCAGGCACUAUGGAAUAGCGUAUUGAUCGAAAUGAAAACAGGAGAUGCUGAAUGCAGAGAACUUGCUUCAACCUUUGACAAAAUCCCUCUCUGGUUCACAGUUCACGGCGUAGAAAGGAAAGUUGCGCACUUUUCAUCGGUUUGUGUUGGAGCCCGUUUUCAAGCCGGUUCGAUGUCCAGCCGGGGAAUUCACAAGUACGAGGGCUUGGACUACAUUGACGAAGAAGGUCACGUGACAUGCAAGCAGGGCUACAGAAAAUCCUUGCAGGAGAACAUCCCCGGCUAUCCUUAUAAGGGAAUGUGGCAGAAUACAGCCGGGUGUUACAAGUAUGUUGGUGUACUUGGAGAAACAUUACUCAAUAAAACAUUACUCAAUAAAGUAAGAGAAGACGGAUACUGGUAUGGCUUUAAACAGUGCAAACCCCUCAAAACGGUGGAUGGAUGGGAGAGAACCUUCAAGGACGGACAUGUCCGAUGCCCAGACGGACAAUUAUGGGAAUGCGAUCCACAUCAUGAUAAGCACUGUGCAACUGUACAGGAUGACCAGAAGCGGUGGCCAGUGUGUAAAGAAGACAAGCGCAUCAACUAUGGUCGUUGCUAUGAUCUUAAAAAAAACAAAAUAUUUAUCAAUGACCGUGGCGGGACUCACUAUACCUUGGAACGCGAGACUGCAACAUUCAAAUGCAUGUGGCCUGCGUUUGAAAGCUGCACUGCCCCUCCAUGCGCAGGUGGGCGUAAUAAGAACAGAGCCACUGUGUUUAGACACAAUAACGAACCGUGGGAAUGGGAUAACUUGCCGAAAUGCGUUCAGUUUGCAUCCCAAAAAUCCGGCGGACAACACUGGUACUACGGCUAUUAUAACACAACAGCUGAUCGGGCUAUCAUGGCUUGCGAGGACGUGGGCACAGAGCUAAUGACGCUGGCCGAAGUUCUAGCUAUCCAAAAUUUCAUUCUGGCCAACAACGCCAAACUCGCCAAUCGUUACAUCUGGGUGCUUAACCCAGUAUCAAAUGUUCCGAUCGCUUUCAAUAUGGCAACAAACGGGCAGAAGAAAGACACACUCAUUGCUGAAGUCAUGUGCAAGUCAUCAACCAAUCUAAAUGAAUUCAGAACUUGUUGGACCCAUGACGACAUUAGUAUCAUUACAGAUCCUAAAUUCAGUAGCGGCAUAGACAUGUUUCUCACAUACUCUGAAAACGUAGCCUGGUGUGAUAAUAGUCCAGCGACAAUCAUCCCAUUCCCUUUCCAGCACUUCUGCUUGGACUCACUGACACGCUGGACUGACAUAUUUAGUACAUUACAAAAGCAACACUGGGUUUUGGACAAAUCCUCUUCGACAAAUGCUCGUGCCAACGAUCUCAAGAUACAUGACCGAGGAGAAUCCUUCAUUGUGACAUGCUGGACAAAGCGUCCUUGGGAUGAUAAGCUCGUGGUGAAGCACGAAUGCCGUAACCACACCCUCUACUACCUGAUAAGUGCUACGGGAACCCAAUAUGAUGAGGCCGAACAGAAAUGUGGCAACAGAAAAAUGACACUGCCACCAAUGGCGAUUAUGGACUGUGUCUGGCUGUUUACAAAGAAACUUGGUUUACCACCAGCUUGGAUGGACAUAGCAAUUGGAGCGCAUGAAAGGAUUGCCAGUGAUAACAGGCCUCGUCCUACUAGUUCUGCUAUGACUGCAAUAUGCGCACAAGUGAAAGAGGGCAAUUCUGUCUGGUAGCUGUCGCCAUAAACCAUUAAUCUGCAGGGAGCUGAUGUCCGGAUUAGUGUCCAGUCCGUGAAAACAACACAGAACGUGCACAAGACACCAUAAUAUUAUGGUAUUCCCUUCACCUCUAACAACCCUCAGCAGCCAUAGUCACAAUAUGGUGAUGGAUGCCUGCUUCAUCGUUGAUAGCGACACAGUCGUAGAAUACCUUCCUAUCUUAUAUGAUUAGACCGUAAUCUGCACAGCAAAUGCUAGAAGGAGUUUCCCCAGUUUUCUUCGUUUUUUGCCUUUUCUUUCUCUCUCUUCCUUUCUCUGAUCUCAUAUUGGUGGUGAUACAUGUAUAUAUGUAUAUAUUAUAUGCAUCAACCUAUGAUCAAGAGACUAUUCAAACCUA
Messenger RNA from Sycon ciliatum, 5486 nucleotides. RefSeq lists its product as uncharacterized. The transcript is spliced from 23 exons. The record is from RefSeq and is a predicted model, not a curated record. NCBI's taxonomy places the organism in Eukaryota, Metazoa, Porifera, Calcarea, Leucosolenida, Sycettidae. Bases 167 to 5104 code for a protein of 1645 amino acids.